Lodderomyces beijingensis is the source of this 1980-nucleotide messenger RNA. NCBI's taxonomy places the organism in Eukaryota, Fungi, Ascomycota, Pichiomycetes, Serinales, Debaryomycetaceae. The record is from the annotation of a GenBank genome assembly.
AUGAUGAAUAUUGACUUUGAUUUACUGGCCAAUCGCAAUAACCUUGCUGAAGCUUCACCUUCGAUGCUCCAACAGCGUUCGUUUUCGGCAACGACAACAGCAACAGCAACAACUACAACGUCUUCUUCGUCCCUCAACGACGAUUUCAACCAAUUCUUAACUCCCAAUCCAAACUCAUUCGUGAUGGGUUCUGAUAGUAGACACCAACAAGCAAGUUUGGCUUUCCCGCCAGCUGAUAUCCUCGACUUCUUACUGCAGCCAGGCAUCACCAAUCUUGAUGAUUUGAAACCACAGCCUUUGUAUUUGCAGACCCCGAAAUCGGCCAUGACCCCCACGUUUCAGCAAUCGUUGACGGGGUCCAAUUUUUCAAACUACAACACGCCAGCAAUCUCGCAGGUGGCCUCUUUCCACCAAUCCUUGAGCAACGUUGACUUGCAGGCUCAUUUCACUCCGGUUACUCCAAACUAUAUGAAUGCCAAAGUUGGCAGUGGCCAUUAUAACUCGAAUACUAAUUUUAGUGACAUUAUGUUGAGCACUCCGGUUUCAACUUUGACUAACCAAUACUCGCCCCCGCAGUAUACUACUCCACCAAGGUAUGCUGCUGGUGCUGCUAUUGCUGGUGCUGCUGGUGCUACCAACGCUCUUGAUGACAACGCUAGUCCCACUAUUGGACUUGGACUUGGACCAAGUUUGGAUCUGCUGAUUUCACAAUUGACUCCCGUCUCACGUCCCGCGGUGAAUAGAAGACCAUCGCCACUCGAGCUGACAAACAAGUUUGUCCAACACCAACUCCAGCACCAGCAACAACAACAAAACAUCGCCGAUUUCCAAGGCGCAGUAGAAGACUCUUAUCGUUUAAAGGCCCAGUCAGAGCUGAGUUUACCGUUGCCAUUCAAUUUUGAACAGCAAUUGGAAAAGAAUAACCAGUUUUUGAUGGCGCUACAAAACGAAGAGGAUCUCACGCCCAAGAGGAAAGCUAGCUGCGGGCCAGUGAAUCAAAAGAAGAAAAAGAAGGAAACUCGCUCGAUGUUCCGAGAUGAUAACGAUUCCAAUAGUGUGUUGGACGAUAGUGACCAUAAUAGCGCCGACCUGGUGCUCAACGCCCAGUACCAAUCUGCUGAUUCGCCAACAACGAUUGAAGUCACCAGUCCACAAUCUUCGACAGAAGAGACUUUUGUUGAUGUCAACCAAACCAACAUAACUGCGGAGGAGUUGCUCAACACCGAUCUUUUUGAUUUGAAACCGGCAGCUGCAGCUGCAGUUUGCACAAUGGCACCCUCGAGAGAUGUACUUGCCGACUUUAUCAAUCUUAAUGAGGAUGGUUCCAAUGUUGCAAUGCAAUCAAUUGUCGCUAAUCCAAGUGCGUCGACCAAGACCAUAGCCUCGGCUCCAGUCUCGGCUCCAGUCUCGGCUCCAGUCUCGGCAUCUUCUUCAGCACCACCUUCCGCUUCAACUUCAGCACCACCUCCACCUCCUACUGCUCGUAGAAAGUCAAACACCACCACAAAGAAGAAAAGACCAUCUACAAGCUUGCAAAAUACUCCCACGUUCAUUAUAAAUCCUAAACUUCAGUGGUCGGAACACCAGACCACAGCAGCCGCAUCCAUUCCUUCCACCCCUUCGCAUCUGAAAAGAAACUCCACCGCCGGAAGCUCGAGCAAUGUCGGUGGCCAUAUAGAAAUGAUCAAGAGCAUGCCGGUGUUUGCAUUGAGCAACCACUACUCGUUUGUUUACGAAGACGUCAACACAAUUUUUCAGGACGAAAAACUGGAAGCCGGCAACACCCUGAUGAAGUCUGCUUCUUCCUCUUCUUCUUCUUCUGCCGAGCAGACUGGUUCAACAAGAAAGAGGGAGAAACAAUUGAGCCAUCAACAAUAUCAACUACAACAGCAGCAACAACAGCAACAACAACUCAAUGAAAACCCCACUUAUAAUUUAAAGUCGAGCUUAGUUGAGUUCCAACUUGAUUUGAAGAAGUGA